GGGCGGCAUCGGUCCUGGAGCCCGGAGCUCCAGGCAGGCGCUAGUGCACGCGGCAGUGGUGUCUGGCGGCGGCGGCGGCGGCGGCGGCGGUGGCAGCAGUAGCGGCGGCGGCGGCGGGGCUGGCUCCCACCCGGUGAACAUACUCACACGCGGGCACACGCGCGCCUGCGCGCUCUGGAAACAAUGCCCCCGGUGUCGGGGCCGGGGGCUCCACGGGACAGGGGUCCCGACUCCGCGGGACCGGUCUGGGGGCCUAGCGGCGGUAGAGUUCUUUCUGCAGAGACUGGCCCAGACUGGAGCCCAGGACGCGAAGGGCUUCUGAUCCUCCCCAGCCUGCCUUCCUCCUCUGCUGAGGGGCCCUUGCGAAAUCCCAAGGCCUCCCUCUCUCCUCACAGGGAGCGCUCUGGGGACCGGCACGGACGCUAGUGGGGAGCGCGGCCCAGCAUGAGCCUGGCCACCUCCCCCCCAACAUGCACCAGGCCAUCCCUGUGACCUCCAGGCUUCCGAAGAUGUCUGCCUGCAAUGAGUUCGUGGAGCACAUCUGGAAACCCGGCUCCUGCAAGAACUGCUUCUGCCUGCAGAGUGCCCACCAGCAGUCGCCAGCACCCACCGCCCAGCCCGUCAGGCCCGGGAGGACCCCCCCAGAGGAGGAGGGCUUCAACCUGUCCCCCUGCUCCAAGCCCACCAUUGCAGUGAAGCCCACCAUGAUGAGCGCAGAGGGUGCAGACAUGGGCUCUGAGGCCCCACAGGUGCUGUGGAGGCCCACGCCCAGCAAGCUGCCUCUCCAGGAGCCCCGAGAUGCCCUGAGGACUUUCUCCGGCAGAGACCUUGGCCCUUGUAGCCUGGCCGCCAGCUCCCGCCUGGGUCUGCUGAGGCUGGCAAGACCGGGGAGCAGAGACGCCCCCUCCCCAGACUCUGGGGGGCACGUGGAGGGUGCCAGCCCUCCCGGUCAGGAGUCAGUGCUCCCUGCCUACCAGAGCUUCCACCAGAAGUUGGCCACCUUCCUAGAGAGAGCUGGGGGCAGCGCCGCCCCCCACAGCGGGAUCGUGCCCACUGCUUUGAGGGCCAAGGAGCUGCAGAGCUCGCCCCAGAGAGACCCCGAGGGCGGUGAAUACUGCUCCAUUGCGGACUGUUGUCCCACGAGCACGUUGCCCCCGGCAGCAGGGCCAGGCCCCGGACGUGGGCACGGGAAGGAUGGGCCUGUGCCCCGGGGUGCAGACGAGGCUGUCUCUCCCAGUGAGGAGGGCUGGGGCCCCAGCCUGAGGAAGGAACACUGCUGCCAGUCCCGUCCGGAGCACGUCCACCCUUUGGCCUUGGCCCAGAGGAAGCUGCCCCAGGCCUUGGAGGCGGCCAGUCUGUCUGAUGGCCCAUCCAGCCUCACUGCUGGGUACAUGGAUGGCGACUACUGCUCCCUCUCAAGGCAGCCUGAGCCGAGGUGGCCUUGUGGCCCAGGCCCCCGUGGGGAGAGCCCCAGCAGAUCCCCAACCCAGUCCUCUGAAUGCAGCCCGCCCGAGCCCAUCUACGCUGAGGUCACCAAGAGGAAAAAGCCAUACUCGGCAUCCUCCGACCUGCCGGGCACAAACAAGCAAAGUGGAUGCGACCCAGGCCAAGGCCUGGCAAGUGACAUUUGGGGCCAGGGGAGGGCCAGGCCCGACACGGGAGCUCAGGUGGCAGCCACAGUGACCAUCGUGGCUGCCCACCCAGAGGAUGACCGACGCACCAUCUGUCUGCGGAGUCCUGACUCGGCCGUGGGUGUGCAGUGGCCCUGUGAGCAUGUGGGGCCAGGCCUGGAUGACACCCCUACCCAGAUACUGGAACUGCCGCCUCACAACCACCUGCCUGGCCCAAGGGGUGAGGAUGUGGAAAGAAGAUGCCCAGCUAUCCCCCCAAAGGUCUGCAAGGGGAGCCCUGGAGGGGCUCACGGGUCCCCGGAAGGCUCUCCUCUGGUCCAGUUCAAGGAUGGGCACUGGAACCAGCCAGCCGUCUCAGGCCUCACAGAUGUUUCUGCCUCUCUCUCUUCCCCUGGUACCAGGGACCUCAUUCGGGGCUUGUUGCCAGCCCAGUCUUCCUCCUGGGACCAAAGAAGGCCCCGCUUUCAGGUGGGAGCCAGGAGCUACCAGGGCAGGAUAGAGGAGGAGGAGGAAGAGGAGCAGCAACUGGAUUCAGGGCCAUCCAGUCUGGGAACGGCCAGGGAGAUGGAGACGACUAGCCAUACUCGGCGUCCCCGGGCCGAGAGUAUCUCUGAGCAGCCUAGCCGAGGGGACCGAGGAACUGGACUGGGCAUGAGUAAGUCAGCCUCCUUUGCCUUCGAGUUCCCCAAAGACAGGAGUGAAGUGGAGAAGUUCUGCCCUCCUCCCCCUCCUCCGAAAUCAAGGCAUCUCCUCAGAAUGAACAAAAGCAGCCCUGACCUGGAACAGGCCAGCCACGGUGUGGCGGAAAGCCUCAGCCCCCCCGGGUUCGGCGGACUCCAUGUCCAUUUCACCACCGGCUCCACGGACAGCCUGACCUCUGACUCGCAGAGCUGCAGUGAAGGAGGGCUUUCCUUGGAGCCAGCCUGCUGUCCUUCCUCUGCUCCAGUGGCUUCCCCUGUGCAACCUGAGGAGGAUGAGUCCACCCAUGGGCCCUUGCAGCCCCCUCCCCUGCCCCAGAAGAGGACGGUCAGCCGGGCCGCAUCCUCUCCCGACGGUCUCUUCUUGACCCAGGGCUCCCUGGUCCACCGGACCACAAGCCCCAGGCUGAACCCCAGCCACUCUGAAACGAGCAUCUGCUUCCCUGAAGACUCUCGUUCCACAGGGAGGGGCCCCGAGGCCCAGCUGCCGGGGUCCCAGGGCUUGUCCCUGGCCUCCUCUCAGCUCAGCGUGUCCAGCCAGACCUCUGCCUCCAGCUGCCCUCCGCAGCAGCAGCCCAGUCUCCUCGCCAGCAUCGCCAGCAAAGAGGCCACCUACGCCAAGCUCAGUGACCUCUACACCCAGUCCCUUCUGCGCCUGGCUGCCAGGUGCGAGCAACACUUCAUGGGGGAUCAAGGGUCAGAGCCGCUGCGCUUCAGCGAGAACAGCUGGUCUCUCUUCAAGCUGACACGCAACCAGCCCUGCUGCCGUUCUGGAGAUGCCGUCUACUACUGUGCCACCUGCUCCCAGGACCCCUCCCGCGCCUACGCUGUCAAGAUCUGUAAGAUGCUGGUGUCCAAGGAAGCCCCUUACAGCGAUGAUCUGUCCGUGCCUAUUCACUUCAACCUGCAGCAGGACUGUGGCCACUUUGUGGCCUCAGUGCCCUCCAGUAUGCUGCUGUGUGCAGGGGAGCCUCAGGACCAGGACUGUGUGGUGGUGAUCACCCGAGAGGUGCCCCACCAGACGGCCGCAGACUUCGUGAAGGACUCGGCCUCCCGCCACUGGGCCGAGCCAGAAGCCUACGAGCGGCGGGUGUGCCUGCUGCUGCUGCAGCUGUGCCAAGGGCUGGAGAGUCUCAAGGAACAGAGCAUCACACACCGGGCCCUGUGCCUGGAGAACCUGCUGCUGGUGCCUUGCCCGGGGACCUCCCCAGGGGACCAGUCUCUGCCCCGACUCCUCAUCAGCAACUUCCUUCAGGCCAAGCAGCAGCCCCGGGGCGGCGGUGGGGUGGAUGAGCAGCAGAGGAGGACCCAGGCGCGCCUGGCACCCGAGAUUGUGGCCGCUGCCCAGUACAAGAAGUUUGACGAGUUCCAGACAGGCAUCCUCAUCUACGAGCUCCUGCACCAACCCAACCCCUUUGAGGAACAGGCCCAGCUGCAGCGGCAGGACUACCAGGCCGAGGACCUGCCCCCCGUGCCCACUCUGUCCCUCUACUCAGCCGGCCUGCAGCGGUUGGCCCACCGGCUCCUAGAGGCUGACCCCAUCAAGCGGCUGCACAUCGCCGAGGCCAAGCGGGCCCUGCAGUGCCUGCUGUGGGGGCCACGGCGGGAGCUGCUGCAGGGCCAGCUGCAGAACUGGCUACACAUGAAGAGGGCCCUGCUCUUGAUGAAGCUGGCUGAGAAGGCCCUGGACGAGCAGGCGACCAUCGAGCUGGAGGACUGGCUGUGCUGUCAGUACCUGGCCUCCUCGGAACCUGGGGCCCUGCAGCAGACACUCAGGCUGCUGCAGCCCCUGUGACCCCCUGGCCAUGAGUACCCGGAGUCUGCCUCUCCCUGCAUUAUCCCCACAGAGCCAGGAUGUGGAAACACAAUAGUCCUGUUGGAGGCAGAGUGUGCCCACUUGUAGCCAACUGCACACCAGAGCUGUGGCCCCCCACCAGGGCUCUUCCCAAGCCCCUGCUGUGGCAGACAGAACCUCCUUAGUGACCUAACUCCUUCUUUUGAUUGUUUGGUUGUUGUUUUUUAAUGGAACUUGUAUUUCAUGCCA
Monodelphis domestica (gray short-tailed opossum) is the source of this 4373-nucleotide messenger RNA. RefSeq names its product PEAK1 related, kinase-activating pseudokinase 1 (gene PRAG1). Gene Ontology annotation, biological process: protein phosphorylation. Lineage: Eukaryota; Metazoa; Chordata; Mammalia; Didelphimorphia; Didelphidae. The record is from RefSeq and is a predicted model, not a curated record. Gene Ontology annotation, molecular function: ATP binding; protein kinase activity.